Messenger RNA from Cicer arietinum (chickpea), 1661 nucleotides. Its product is annotated as probable serine/threonine-protein kinase PBL19. Lineage: Eukaryota; Viridiplantae; Streptophyta; Magnoliopsida; Fabales; Fabaceae. Gene Ontology annotation, biological process: protein phosphorylation. Gene Ontology annotation, molecular function: protein kinase activity; ATP binding. The record is from RefSeq and is a predicted model, not a curated record.
UGAAUGUUGAACCAUCUUUUUCAAUACACAAAAAGCAUAAACAACCCUCUAGAAUCAAUGUGUAGCCGUAACCAUGCUUCUUUGUGUUCUCCAAUAUACAUACUCAUAGUUGAUUGAAUUUAUAUGACUGAAAUGAAGUGCUUUUACUAUUUCAAAUAUAAAUUCAAGAAUAGGGGUCAACGAUCAGCACCUGAAUUGAAAGAACAAGAGAAACUUCAGUUUUCAGGAUCUGAAAGAGCUACAAAGUCUUCUUGUUCAUCUGCAUCUUCACCUAAGGGUAUACCAAAACUUUAUGAGGAAAAGGGUCAUAAUUUGAGGGUGUUUUCAUUCUCAGAGCUUAAACGUGCUACAAGUGAUUUCAGUAGGCUUCUUAAGAUAGGUGAAGGUGGAUUUGGAAGUGUGUUUAAAGGUUCAAUCAAGCCUGUUGGUGGAAAUGGGGAUCCUAUUUUAGUAGCAAUCAAAAGGCUUAAUAAGGAUGCAUUGCAGGGUCAUAAACAAUGGUUAACUGAAGUUCAGUUUCUUGGUGUUGUGGAGCACCCAAACCUUGUGAAGCUUAUUGGAUACUGUGCUUUGGAUGGUGAAAGAGGGAUCCAAAGACUACUUGUGUAUGAAUACAUGCCAAAUAGAAGCUUAGAAGCUCAUCUUUUCAAUAAAGCUUAUGAUCCUGUACCUUGGAAAACAAGACUUGAAAUUGCACUUGGAGCAGCUCAAGGCUUAUCUUAUCUUCAUGAAGAACUAGAAGUCCAGAUUAUAUAUAGAGAUUUUAAAUGUUCAAAUGUCCUACUGGAUGAAAAUUUUAAGCCAAAACUUUCUGAUUUUGGACUUGCUAGGGAGGGACCAGAAGCUGGUGAUACUCAUGUUUCAACUGCUGUAAUGGGGACACAUGGUUAUGCUGCUCCAGAUUACAUUGAGACAGGCCAUCUCACUGCCAAGAGUGAUGUAUGGAGUUUCGGCGUUGUUCUAUAUGAAAUACUAACCGGCCGGCGUUCUUUGGAAAGAAACCGGCCGAAAUUGGAGCAAAAACUAUUGGAAUGGGUGAAACAUUAUCCACCUGAUAGCAAAAAGUUUGAAAUGAUAAUGGAUUCAAGACUUGAAGGACAGUAUUCGAUUAAUGCCGCGCGAAAAAUGGCCAAGCUCGCAGAUCAUUGCCUGCGCAAGAGCGCAAAAGAUAGGCCAACAAUGAGUCAGGUGGUGGAGAGACUGAAACAAAUAAUCCAAGAUUCUGAUGAACAACAAGAAGAACAGUCUAACGAGAAAAGCGUCGAGGUAUACGAAAAUGAUGAUUCGGUUGAGGCCGAAGAAAAGGCGAAUCAAUCGGCCUCAGAGGAGUUGAGGAAAAAGAGGAUGGAACAUCUUGCAAAACUUGGUGAGCAUGUGGAGGGUGCUAGUAGAAGAAGAUUUAUGAUUCAACAGAGAGCCAAUGUGUAUUCAUAGGUAAAUGAAUUGAUGAGUGAUGGAUAUGCAACACAAAGUUUGAAAUUUUUCCUGUGAUUGAUGUAUAGAAUGGUGGCAACACUACAUUGCUAAUGAUCUUAAGUUUUGUUUUUUUAGUAGCCAAAUAUUUUGCAUGGGAGCUAAAUAUAUAGUAUAGCAGCUUCUUAGUUGACAUUUGUAUUGUUAAUAUAGUAAUUAAGUGAUUUUAUAAUAUAUAUAAGUUUGUA